Molecule: messenger RNA, 1020 nt
Organism: Fusarium subglutinans
Lineage: Eukaryota; Fungi; Ascomycota; Sordariomycetes; Hypocreales; Nectriaceae
Product: formaldehyde dehydrogenase
Exons: 3
Coding region: 1-1020 (339 amino acids)
Molecular function (GO): zinc ion binding; oxidoreductase activity, acting on the CH-OH group of donors, NAD or NADP as acceptor
Source: RefSeq, a predicted model, not a curated record
AUGGCCCCCACAGAACAUACUAUCUACCGCGCAGGCGAUGGCAACGGCGGUUUCUCCCCCUCUUCCGUCAAGCUACCCAACCUUGGUCCUCAUGACAUUCUCGUCCGCUUAACUCACAGUGGCGUAUGCCAUUCAGACAUCGUGCUCUGCCAACUAGGAGCCCCUGUAGCUCUUGGCCACGAGGGGAUUGGCAUUGUCGAGUCAGUCGGCUCACUGGUGACACAAUUCAAGAUCGGUGAUAGGGCAGGUGGUGGCUUUCACCGUGAUGCCUGCGGUCACUGCAAGUACUGUUUGUCUGGAAGGGACAUCUAUUGCUAUGAGCGUGUUAUUUUCGGUGAAGGAGACUUCGAUAACGGUACCUUUGGUACUUAUUAUAUCGGCAAGGAGACAUACCUCCACAAGAUUCCUGAUAGUCUUGCCAGUGAGCAUGCUGCACCUCUUCAGUGCGCGGGAGCUACUGUGUACGCGGCUCUCAAGGCUACAGUGACAGCGGAGAAGCGCGUCGGCAUUCUCGGCAUCGGUGGUCUUGGCCAUCUCGCUAUUCAGUAUGCGGAUAAGAUGGGCGCCGAUGUUAUUGUUUACAGCACGAGCGCUAGCAAGGAGGCUGAGGCACGACAGCUGGGCGCCAAGGAGUUCCAUCUCAUUGAGAGUAUGUUCGAUACGGCUACAGCGCCGAUUGAAGUUCUUGUGAUUUGUGGAACCAAGUAUCCUGACUGGGACAAGGUCAUGACUAAGGAGUUCCUCGCGAGAGAUGGAACUAUUGUCCCUCUUGCGGCCCCGGUUCACGGGCCUCUUAGCUUGCCUGCGGGAGCAAUGUUCUUCCAGGGCUACCAUGUCUUUUCAAGCCUCGUUGGAUCGCGUAAUAUCCACGACGAGAUGCUUGAGUUCUCUGGACGUCAUGGCGUCAAGCCCAUGGUUCAGCUCUUCAAGCAUGAGGGUGAAACAACCAUCAAGGAGGUCUUUGAGCUGGUAGAGCAGAACAAGAUGAGAUAUAGGGCUGUUCUGGAGAUGCCCAACUAG